Molecule: messenger RNA, 340 nt
Organism: Candidula unifasciata
Lineage: Eukaryota; Metazoa; Mollusca; Gastropoda; Stylommatophora; Geomitridae
Source: the annotation of a GenBank genome assembly
GACUGUACAAGGUUGCUAUCAAUGCUUUAACCAUGUUGUGUGGCUCGUGUGCCCAUUACGAGAACACAGAAUUGCAGAAGAUUCAAAAACUAAAAUCAAGUCAGUAAAAGAUGCUGAAACGGAUAAUCUCUUAGUAAGUUCCGAAAGUGACUCCAGCGACAUCCAGGUCAUUUUUGACCGCACAUUGGGCGUGUCAGAAAACAGACAAAUUCUGGAACAUGAAGAUAAAAGGGAGACAACCACAUUGUGGAGAGCAACUACACUACAAGUUAGUUCCCUUGAUGUAGAAACUACCUCAGAUUCAGAAACGACAAACAUCACAUCGGAGCAAGAGCUGAUA